This is a messenger RNA of Helianthus annuus (common sunflower), 2411 nucleotides long. Its product is annotated as ABC transporter B family member 28. Lineage: Eukaryota; Viridiplantae; Streptophyta; Magnoliopsida; Asterales; Asteraceae. Gene Ontology annotation, molecular function: ABC-type oligopeptide transporter activity; ATP binding; ATP hydrolysis activity. Gene Ontology annotation, biological process: transmembrane transport. The coding region runs from base 45 to 2222 and encodes 725 amino acids. Gene Ontology annotation, cellular component: membrane. The transcript has 17 exons. The record is from RefSeq and is a predicted model, not a curated record.
UCAAAUCUUCCAUCUUCUUUCUACACACCACACAACAAACAACAAUGGCAACUCUCCCACUCUUCCUCCCUCUUCAACCCUCACUCAACCACCACCACCGCCGGCAACUUAUCAACCACCGCCGGCAACGCACACUUCUAUUUCCUACUUUAUCAUCGCCGGAUCUCCGUCAGCCACAUCGCCGUCCAAUUCUAACCGUCAACAAACCUAAUUUCACCACCGCAGCUUACAUAACCGGUCCGGCAUCAGAUGCAAUCGUCGCCGCCGAUGAUCCGAAGAUAGACGAAGCCGAUUCAACUCCGGCACCGGUGCAGCAGUUUAACGCUAUAAGUUUGGGGCUAUUGUUGAGGCUUAUUUCUCGUCAUAAGCUCCGAGUUGCUGCUUCGAUUGCUAGUCUUAUAUGCUGUACCACUUGCACUCUUUCAAUGCCUAUAUUAUCCGGAAGGUUUUUCGAGGUACUAAUAGGUGCAAGAGCUGAGCCUUUAUGGCAGCUUCUCAGCAAGGUUGCGGUUUUAUAUACAUUGGAGCCGAUUUUCACGGUUAUUUUUGUUGUAAAUAUGAAUACGAUAUGGGAGAAGGUUAUGUCGAGCUUAAGAGCUCAGAUAUUUGGCAGUGUGUUGAUUCACAAGGUGGAAUUUUUUGACAAAUACAAGGUUGGUGAGCUCACUGCUUUAUUGACAUCUGAUUUGGGUUCUUUCAAAAGCAUCGUGAGUGAAAACAUUUCAAGGGAUCGUGGUUUCAGGGCACUAACCGAGAUUGUUGGGACAAUGAGCUUGCUGUUUGUUUUGGCUCCCCAACUUGCACCGAUCUUGGGUGUACUUAUGCUUGCGGUGUCUAGUUUAGUUGCUGUAUACAAGAGAUCAACUGUGAAAGUGUUUAAAGCCUAUGGGUUGACCCAAGCUUCAAUAGCUGAUUGUGUAACCGAAACUUUUUCUGCAAUCCGUACAGUUAGGUCAUUUGGUGGAGAAAAACGUCAAAUGUUAACGUUUGGGAACCAGGUUCUAGAGUUUCAGAAAAGUGGCAUCAAGCUUGGAGUUUAUAAAUCUAUUAAUGAAUCAAUAACUCGAGUUGCAGUGUAUGUAUCGUUGCUAGCCUUGUAUAUACUUGGAGGAAACAAAGUCAAGGCGGGUGAACUCUCAGUGGGAACGGUUGCUUCUUUUAUAGGAUACACCUUCACGUUGACAUUUGCCGUUCAAGGAUUGGUUAACACAAUAGGGGAUCUGCGCGGUGCUUUUGCUGCGACAGAUAGAAUUAACUCGAUCUUAUCCGGGUCAGAAAUCGAUCAAGCGUUAGCUUAUGGUUUGGAAAAAGACAUCAAGCAAGGAUUAGGAACAAAUAAUAACUUAAAAAUGUUUUUCAACAAUAACCCUGAUGACAAAAGGCGGUCUCAAAAUACGAGGUAUAUGUCAUCUUUAACAGCAGCCAGCAGUGUACGUAGUCUUGCAAGUUCUGGUGAUAUAUGUCUUGAAGAUGUGCAUUUCUCAUAUCCUUUGAGACCUGAUGUAGAGAUCCUUAAUGGUCUUAAUUUGAUACUAAAAUGUGGAAGUGUUACGGCUCUAGUGGGCUCAAGUGGUGCUGGAAAGAGUACCAUUGUACAGCUUUUGGCACGGUUUUACGAGCCGACGCAAGGUAGGAUAACAGUUGCAGGGGAGGAUUUAAGAACAUUUGAUAAGAGUGAAUGGGCCCGUGUCGUCUCCAUAGUCAAUCAAGAACCCGUUCUUUUCUCGGUAUCAGUGGGAGAAAACAUUGCGUAUGGGCUCCCGGAUGAACACGUAUCAAAAGAUGAUAUUAUAGCAGCAGCCAAAGCUGCCAAUGCUCAUGAUUUUAUAAUCUCACUCCCAGAGGGCUAUGAUACACUUGUUGGUGAAAGAGGUGGCUUACUAAGCGGUGGUCAAAGACAGAGGGUUGCUAUUGCGAGGGCCUUGCUAAAAAACGCUCCUAUCUUAAUACUGGAUGAGGCCACGAGUGCUUUAGAUACGGUCAGUGAGCGGUUAGUCCAGGAUGCACUCAACCGUUUAAUGAAGGGAAGAACCACAUUGGUGAUUGCACACCGGUUAAGCACGGUUCAAAAUGCAGACCAAAUUGCUCUCUGUUCCGAGGGGAAAAUAGCAGAGCUAGGCACUCACGCUGAGUUAUUGGCUAAGAAGGGAGAUUACGCGUCUCUUGUUUGCACACAAAGGCUUGCAUUUGAGAAAGUGAACGGGGUUUCACAGAGAGUUUGAAGUUCAAGCAUUGCAUCGAGUCGAUACCUCUUUUGUAGGAUUUUUCUCGUACUUCCCAUCCGUAUAUGGGAUAUAUUUUUCAAAUCCUGGGAAUUUAAAGCUUGUUUUUUUGGGUUUGUUAAACAUUGAAAAGUUGUAUGGUUUGUUUAAACUUGAAACAUGUUGAAUUAAAUUGCAACUUUUGGAGAA